Molecule: messenger RNA, 548 nt
Organism: Priapulus caudatus
Lineage: Eukaryota; Metazoa; Priapulida; Priapulimorpha; Priapulimorphida; Priapulidae
Product: SH3 domain-containing YSC84-like protein 1
Exons: 3
Coding region: 32-526 (164 amino acids)
Biological process (GO): endocytosis; plasma membrane tubulation; actin cortical patch localization
Cellular component (GO): medial cortex; Rvs161p-Rvs167p complex; actin cortical patch
Molecular function (GO): protein binding; lipid binding
Source: RefSeq, a predicted model, not a curated record
AGAGGUUCUAUAUGCGGCCAUUGAUAGUCACAUGACCACCGCUCAACAGUACGUAGUCAGCGAGGCAAAGAGACGAGCGAAGAAGGAAGUGCAAAAAUCCGCCGCCGGUGUUUCCUACAAGACGUUCACUCUCAGUGGUGACAAGGGAAAGAAGCCACAAGAGGCUAAAGCCGAGAAGAAGAAGAAGCAAGAAAAAUCCGUCCCUAAACAGCUCUCUGUCAGAAGGAAGGUUGCCACUGACAAACCAGACAGUGCAGCACUCGGUCGCGAAUCUAAAAAAUUGACUACAUCAUCGUCUGUCGGUCAGCUUAGAGAACAAUGGCCAGACGCGGAGACCGAAUCGAAUACAGCGCCGGUGGUGCGAGCCGUGUCAGAUUUCACUGGUCAGAUGCCAUGCGACCUGUCCUUCCUUAGAGGCGAUCUCAUUAACCUUCUCACGCAGACCCAGUACGACUUCGACUGGUGGGAAGGAGAGCUGCAUGGCAGGAUCGGGAUCUUUCCCGCUAACUACGUCAAACCGUUGUGAAAUUUUGACCGUCAUACGUUAA